Symbiodinium natans is the source of this 1791-nucleotide messenger RNA. NCBI's taxonomy places the organism in Eukaryota, Dinophyceae, Suessiales, Symbiodiniaceae. The record is from the annotation of a GenBank genome assembly.
AUGGGAGGUGAGGAUCGAAGCCCCAGCCGCGGCAAGGACCGAAGCCGCAGCCGCGACGGGAACCGCAAGGACAGUCGGAGCCCGAGCAGGAGCCGCAGCCGCAACAAGAAACCCGAGGACCAUGGCGUCGACACCAUGAAGAUCACGGAUGACGAUGCCGCCUUCAUCCUGGGCAAGGGUGGGAAGACCAAAGAGAAGAUCUCCAAGGUUUCCGGCGCUGAAAUCGAGCUCUUCGAGCGGGACCUGAUUCUUGAGAUUCGCGGCUCGAAGUUGUGCAGACGGCGUGCGAAGAAGUACUGCAAGGGAGUGAUGGACCAGCGCACCGGGCCGGUCAACGUCACGGAGCACGACGACGACGAUGACGACCUGACGAUGAUCAGUGUCCCACAGGAGGCUGUCGGUUUUGUCACCGGAAGGGCCGGUAACUUCCUGCGCACCAUCGAGGAGGAGUGGAACACUUUGAUGUUCUUCUGUGAAGUGGAUGGCUCCCGUGGGCGUGGAAAGGAUUACGAGAAGCUUGCCAUCUUUGGCACAGUGCGAGCGCGGCGCGGUGCGGAGCUCAAGGUCCUCAGUGCCGUGGAGACCAAGGUGCCCGGCUACUUCGACAAAAUUCGGAACGAGGUUGUCGACCGCGACAAGGGCAAGGGAGAGGACGGUACCUGGGGUACUGACACGAUGACCUUUCAAGACGACGAACUGUCCUACGCCCUUGGCAAGCAAGGCGGCACCAGGAAAAAGCUCGAAAAGGCGUCUGGUGCAGUGGUGCAGUAUGUUGGUCAGGUUGCCCUCUUCUCUGGGGAGAAGCACCUGCGCAGAAAAGCAAAGGAAUACAUGAAGUGGCUUUUCGACCAGUUGGAGGGUCCAGUCUAUGUGAAUGGCUGGGAAGAGCGUGACGACUGCACCGUGGUAGAUGUGCCAAGUGAGUGCAUCGGCUACGUCACUGGUGCUCGUCGUGCCGCGCUGGGCAACAUGGAGGAGGAGUGGGGAACACUCAUGUUCUUCAUGAACAAGGAGGCUCAAAAUGGUGGCGGCAAGGGAGCACGCGGAGGCCGUGGAACGUCGGAGCAGCUGGCGAUCUUUGGCGCCCGCCGCGCACGCCGCGGAGCUGAGCUGAAGAUCAUGAGUGCCGUGGAAACGAAGAGCCCCGGCGUCUUCACACGCGGUGUCCGCGAGAAGUUCAGCUCUGAGCGGGGCUUUGCGACGGAUCGCUUCAUUCUGAAGGAUGAUGAGCUGAGCUACGCGCUGGGGAAGGAGGGCGCCACCCGCAAGAAGUUGGAGUUGGCUUCUGGAUCCAUCCUUCAGUAUGUGGGGCACGUGGCCUUCAUCGCUGGUGACCUGAAGGAGCGCAAGCGCUGCAAGCAGUUCAUUGAUUGGCUGUUGGCUCAGCGCCGCGGGUCCGUGACCGUCUCGGAUGUUGCUGACAGAGAGGACUGCACGGAGAUGCACAUUCCGGAGAACUGCAAAGGCUGGGUGACCGGCAACAGGGGCAGCGAGCUGCGGCGCGUGGAGCAGGCCACGGGCACCUUCAUGUUCAUGGCCCUGGACCGGCACGGGGAGGAGCGGCUGCUGAUCUUCAGUGCCAAUGGCGGCUCGAAGACCGCAGACGGUGGGCGAAUGCACGCCGAGCGUCUCAUCAACGAGAUGGUGCAGGAGAAGCUCCGCGGGGACUCUCGCGGACGCAGCCGCUCGGACUCCAGGAGGAGGGGGCGGCGGGACUCCCGACGCAGGUCUAACAGCCGGCGUCGUUCGCCCAGCCGCCGUCGCGACUCGCGGUCCCGGUCCCGCCGAUGA